This is a messenger RNA of Centrocercus urophasianus (Greater sage-grouse), 4244 nucleotides long. It is a transcript of the gene COCH, whose product is annotated as cochlin. The transcript is spliced from 11 exons. Bases 70 to 1713 code for a protein of 547 amino acids. The record is from RefSeq and is a predicted model, not a curated record. Lineage: Eukaryota; Metazoa; Chordata; Aves; Galliformes; Phasianidae.
CAACCCGGUGAGGACAUCGGCUAGGUUGCGCUGCGCCUGUCUUCGCGCCCGGGAGCGUGCCCUACCACCAUGCAGCUCACCCCCUUUCUCCUCGGCGUCUUCUUGCUCUGCGGCCCCGCGCGCGGGAGUGACAGCUCAGCUUCCACUGCUAUCACAUGCUUUACAAGAGGACUUGACCUUAGAAAGGAGACAGAAGAUGUCCUUUGCCCAGCAAACUGUCCUCUGUGGCAAUUCUACGUCUUUGGGGAUGGAGUUUAUGCCUCUCUUUCCAGUGUCUGUGGAGCUGCCAUACACAGAGGGGUGAUCACCAAUGCAGGAGGAGCUGUAAGAGUACAGACUCUCCCAGGACAGGAAAACUACCCAGCUGUAAAUGCCAAUGGGAUCCAGUCUCAGGUGCUCUCUAGAUGGGCUUCAUCUUUCUCAGUGACUCCAGGUACCAGCAACCUGGUGCUUGAAGCAGUGGGACGAUCAGUGUCAACAGCACGGCCUGCUACAGGCAAAAGACCUAAGAAGCCCCUUGAGAAAAAGGCUGGAAACAAAGACUGUAAAGCUGACAUUGCAUUUCUCAUUGAUGGAAGUUACAACAUCGGCCAACGUAGAUUUAAUCUGCAGAAAAACUUCGUUGGAAAAGUAGCGGUAAUGUUGGGAAUUGGCACGGAAGGGCCUCAUGUUGGAGUUGUACAAGCCAGUGAGCAUCCAAAAAUUGAAUUCUAUCUGAAAAACUUCACUGCCGCAAAGGAGGUUUUGUUUGCCAUAAAGGAAUUAGGGUUCAGAGGAGGCAAUUCCAACACAGGGAAAGCUCUGAAACAUGCAGCUCAGAAAUUCUUCUCUAUGGAAAAUGGAGCACGCAAAGGAAUACCCAAAAUCAUUGUAGUGUUUCUAGAUGGCUGGCCCUCAGAUGAUUUAGAAGAAGCUGGUAUAGUGGCCAGAGAAUUUGGAGUCAAUGUGUUCAUUGUGUCUGUAGCAAAACCCACAACAGAGGAACUGGGAAUGGUACAAGACAUUGGUUUUAUUGACAAAGCUGUCUGUCGAAACAAUGGCUUCUUCUCUUACCAAAUGCCCAGCUGGUUUGGCACCACCAAGUAUGUAAAACCUCUUGUCCAAAAACUGUGUUCACAUGAGCAAAUGUUGUGUAGCAAGACAUGCUAUAACUCUGUCAACAUAGGCUUCUUGAUAGACGGUUCUAGCAGUGUUGGAGAGAGCAACUUCCGACUCAUGCUUGAAUUCAUCAGCAAUGUUGCAAAGGCUUUUGAGAUCUCUGAUAUUGGUUCCAAGAUUGCAACUGUGCAGUUCACGUAUGACCAGCGUACUGAGUUCAGCUUCACAGAUUACACCACAAAGGAAAAGGUCCUCUCUGCUAUCCGAAACAUUCGUUACAUGAGCGGUGGCACUGCUACUGGUGAUGCCAUUUCUUUCACAACCAGAAACGUAUUUGGGCCAGUGAAGGAUGGAGCAAACAAAAAUUUCCUUGUAAUUCUGACUGAUGGUCAGUCUUACGAUGAUGUUAGAGGACCUGCUGUUGCUGCACAAAAAGCAGGAAUAACGGUCUUCUCUGUUGGUGUUGCCUGGGCACCUCUGGAUGAUCUGAAAGACAUGGCUUCUGAACCGAGGGAAUCUCACACCUUCUUCACUAGGGAGUUCACUGGAUUGGAGCAGAUGGUUCCUGAUGUUAUUCGAGGCAUCUGUAAAGAUUUUUUGGACUCUAGGCAAUAAGACAAAUCUGCUGUUGGAUAGUUUCUGAAACUAAAAUUGUGAGGCUGGAACGGUCCCUUUUAAAUAGAAAAAUUUCAUUACAUAUAUUAUCAUCAUUAUGGGAUAGAGAAGGGCUACUUUCUGUAGUCAGUUGAGGGUCUUGUGAGCUUGUUAGAGGUUGUACUUGAUAUGGGAAAGCAGAAUUUGGCCAACAGCUAUUAUUACUUCCAGUACAUUUAUAGUAGCCUGAGUUUUGAAGCUAUGCAUAUUGUGCACUUAUGGCUAUCAGUUAUCAGCAGCAGAAACAAUAGAGUUCUGAUAUUUUUGCUGUCACUUCCUAGGUGCCUUCUUACAAGUUAAAAAUAAUACAAUUUUAAAUACACAAUAAUAUCUUCUGUGAACCUUCCAUAGCUUAUGAUUCUGUAUCUUUUUAAGGAGUUCUUUUCAUAGUGUUAAGUAUUUUCAGUGCUUCAGUUGUGCAAUACCCAUGCCAGGCAGCUUAAAAAGAUAUAAGGCAGAUGUUUCUCUACUUAAGAUAUAAACAUAAUGAUUUACAGAGUCAUUAAGGUUGGAAAUGGCCUCUGAGAUCACCAAACCCAACCCUAACCCAUCCCCACCAUGCCAAUCAACCAUCUUGGUACGGAGAAUGAUAUUGCCAUCUGGUUGGCACAGUUUACACCAAAAGGCAUUUAUUUACACCCAUAGAACAGCAUGGUUCUAUGACAUCAUCUGGCACAGAAGCAUUGAGAAGCAUUUACAUCAUAGCAGUUCUCUUUGUAGGUCUGAGUCCUAAAUAUUACAGUUUCCUUACCACUGAAGUCAACUGGGAUAUUCCUUAUAUAUCUGCUUACCUGCAUUUUCUCUAAUACCUUAUGCUCUCGAUUUCAAGAAAUUAUUAUUGGCUGCAAAGUUCCAGAUGGGAAACUUGGGCAAAGGGAUUAAAUUAGAACAUACACUGGGGAAUGAGCUACCUUUGGAUUUCAACCUGGGUGUUUUCAAACCUUGAAACAUAACUGGUUUAUAUAGGAUUACAAGGUUAGAAAAGAAGAGAGCAGAUGCAAGUGGGAUGUGGUAGCUUGCAGAAUAACAAGUUCCUAAUGCUAGUAAAAAUGUUUUUGGAGAUGUGUUUCCCUAAAGAUGAAAGAACAGUCUUCCUGAAAAAUGACCUUUAUUUUAUUAUGAAUUUAGAAAUAUAUUAAUAUUUUUAUACCUACAUUCACAUGGUUAAAAUUAUGACAUGGCUUCCUGAGUUCUUCCAGAUGCCAGGAGUGAAUAACAGACUUCAAGCAUUCUUUAGAAAAUAAAGGCUUUUUGCAAGUAAAAUACAAGAAAGAAAAUCAACCAGCACUUUUCCCAUCAAUGCAGAAUUUUUUAAAAAUUUUUUUUUUGGGGGGAGGGGGGAGGGGGGCUAUUGAUUGCUAAAUUCUUAGGUAUGGAGUGGCACUGAAGGGAUUAUAUUCAUCAGGCUUUUGUUGUGUAUUUUUAUAUAACUUAUGACUGGCUAUAUAUUACACUAAACAUGAAUGGCAAGGAUGCCAUGUAUUUUUCUAUUAAUUGUUAUCCUUAAUGUUGUCAUGUGUUUAUAGAAGAGAGUAUUCAGCUAUUGCUGUAUAAAUUCAUAUCAACUUUGUGAAAAAGUUUAAUUUAGCAAUUUUUUAUAGAAAUUUAUGUAAUGCAAAGAACUGGGACUACAGAUAUUUCAGUAUCCUGUAAUAUAAAAGUCUUUUUACGGUGAGCCUCAUGUAGUACAGCUUGAAUAAGUUGUAUGUCACAUUUCCUGUCUAAAUUAUUUUAAAUCCCCCGUUGGGGUAAAAAAGGAAAAGAAAUCCUAAAUCAUCCUCAGAAGACAAGAAUAUUUCUUACACAGAUUAUUUUGGGUUUUUUUUUGUUGCUGUUUUUUUAAUUUGGAUCAGUCAGUACCAAAUUUUUAAUAGUUGUUUAUAUUAAAUAUGGUGCUAGCUGAAUGAUCUGAAUAUAAAUCAUGCAAACUGGCCAGCACAAUCACAUUUUUCCUCCCAAUUUACUUCUACUGUUGCAAAGAAGAUGGCAGCUUUACUGAUGUCAUUCCUUCACAGAGGAAAAAGAUGGUCUGGAUUUCCAGAAACUGCAGCACUAAACUGCCCAAAUAUUUCCAUUUUACCAGAAUGGUGAUGACAUUAUUUGUACUUUCACAGUGCCCAAUUACACUGAGGUAAGAAAUAGCAGGUACAGAGAAUACUUCUUUAAAUAGGUAAAGUUUAUACAGAAGCAAGCAUUUGUAAGAACAACUCUGAUCUGGAAGUAAGGUCUGUGAGGCACAGCAAAAAGGACUGAGAGCUAGUGAGAUACAGAGACACGGUGGAAAGGAUGUGAACUGUGCUGUGAGUAGGCUGGUUUGGAGGAGUAACAGCACGGUACAGAGUAACAGGUACGGAUUUGAAGCUUGCUUUUGGGUGAGAGGGAAAGCCACAUCAUGAGAGUUCAGCCUCACGCUGCUGGACCAAGCAGUAAAACAGAGUUGCAGUCACCAUCACUCUUGCAAACUCUAUUUGGAAUACUCCUGCACGUAUUAG